CCUUGCAUCUAUCCUUUAUUUUGAAAAUGACAGAAAAUGAUUUUGAUAUUUCUAAUUUUUUAUUAGGCAAUAUUGAUGUAAGGGGGGAUUUAGAGGAUAAUUUAUUCGAUGAAGAUAUCAAACAACAUUUAUCAACUUUGAAACAUCUUAAUAUAUUUAACAAUGUUGAUAUAAAUAUUAAAGAUGAAGAAAAUCAAUCAAAGAUAGUUACAGAAAUAGAAAAUGUUGAUAGCAAUGUUUCAUAUAAUUCUCCCAUUGAUUAUUCAAAUAUUUCAGAUACAACCUCUGAUCAAGAGGAUGUAGACAGACAUAUUUCAACCUUAGAUAUUGUAGAAGAUUCCAAUAUAGAUCAAGCAAAAUUGUUAAAUAAUGAAAAAUAUUUAAACAAUAUAAAAAUGCCACUGAGAGAUCAACUUGCCCCAUUGAUACCAUCUGAACUUGCAAAUUUAGAUGUUAAUGAAAUUUUCCCACAUUUUAAAUUUAAUGAUAUUUUAAGAUUUAAUAAAUUAUUUGGGCCUGGAAAACCAUCAAGUCUACCAAAGAUAUGGAGAAAUUUUAGCAAGAGAAGGAGAAAAAUCUAUCAGUUAUAUAAGCUUACAGCAAAUAAAAAUGGAAAUAACAUUCCAAUUAACAAAGAAUUUGAUAGACAAGCACAAUUGAUAUUAGAACUUCCUACAACAGAUGAAACAGUAGCACAAAAUGAAACAGCAGAGAUUAAACAACCUUAUGAGUUGCAAAUAGAGACUGAUGAUGAAGAGGAAAUGAUGAAAGACACACCCAUGCAAAGCGAUCACCAUUUUAGGGGGCAUCCCACGUUAUACAAGCCGGUCAUGGAUGACGACGAGAACAAAAACAAGUUAGGAUCUUCGGGCAAGGAGAGCAUUUCGUCCGGAUCUUCGUCCGAAUUGGAGAGCGAAGGCUACGAGUAUUAUUCCGAAGAAGAUGGGUACGAAAACGACCCUCUAACUCUGACCCCCUGGGAAGACCAAGUCAUCAUAAACGGCGGUUCAGCCCUUUUAACAGCGGAAGCAGGCCCGGACCACGUGAUUUCAGCUCAACAAGCCAAGAUCGCCGCCGGCGUGACGGAUGAGACCGAGCGCUUUGUUGGCUGGCUACCGGCUGCUACUAUUAGGAGCUACAGCGCGGCUGUCGGUCAAAAAACGCCUGUGGCUAAAGAACAAAAGAACGAGGCUAAUUUCGUGCCCUUGCUGAGUCAAGAAUAUUCGGAAUUAGCGUGCACGAAUUGGGAAGACGAUAUUAUUUGGAAUGCCGACGAUUUGAAAGAUGACCCUGAUAUAGUGAGCAAUUGGCCAGAAUCUGUUUAUCAGUCUCAACCAAUUUUGCAGCCGCAAACUUGUCCCUUUUCUCCGGAGAGCCUAGAAAAACGUCUGAAUUUAACCUCCAACGAUUACCACUAUUUUCACAACCUGUUUCGCUCGUCCCACAACGCCGCUUCUAAUUCGGCGCAAUCUUCUAAAUCCCAAUCAUUUCCUUUUAACCUUCCAGGCAUCGGCGGCAACCAAAAUUUUACCCCUAUUAACAACUCGAACUUUAACGAGGACAUGUUACUUUUCUCAGCCCUCCAGUUGCAGCAUUCGACCCCGGCUAGCGAACUCUGGCCCGCCUUUUACCCUACCCACAUGGGCCCACUCAGGCUCAAGCACUUUCACCGACCCUUACUCAAAAAGUAUAGUCAUGGGGCCCUGGCCAUCACCCAUGCUCAACAACAGAACUCCCAGGGCGGGGUGCGGCAAUUCUUCCCCGUGGCCAGCGUGGAGGAAAGGGUGGAACGGUUGAAGAAGCAACGGGAAAACGAGAGGAUAGCCUCGGGUGGUGGAGACAUGUUCUUCAUGCACACACCCCAAGAUCUCUCGGCUAUGGAUGGCGAAUUGGUGCUAGCAGAAUACUCGGAAGAAUUCCCUCCCUUGAUGAUGAAUAUUGGUAUGGCAACACUCGUAAAAAAUUAUCACAAAAGAAGGCCCGGAAAAGAAGCCAAUAUUCAAGAAUUCGAACACGGAACGAUGGCUUAUACUCACACAUCGCCAUUUUUGGGCUCCUUAGCUCCCGGCCAGAGAUUACAAGCUCUAGAAAACAACAUGUUCAGAGCACCCAUCUAUCUCCAUUCGUUCCCCAGCACCCAUUUUUUGGUGAUCAGAACUAGGAACGGCUAUUUUUUACGUCAAAUAAAGGAUAUAUUCACCGUUGGCCAAGAAUGUCCACUCAUAGAGGUUCCUUGCCCGAAUUCCAAAAAAGCCAACCAAUUUUUGAGAGAUUUUUUACAUGUAUUCUUGAUGCGCCUUUUUCGGGCCAGCCCAGAAAAGCCUCCUCGUAUUUACAUGGAACAGGUCAAACGGGCUUUCCCGGCUUUGCCCGAGAGUGCACUGAGGAAGAAGCUUAAAUCUUUUGCCGAUUUUGAUUCCAAUCCCGCCAAUCAAAGGGAUAUAGUUGGGCCUAGCUCGGAGCACCACCACCCAAUCCAUUCCCGUUUUCAGAAACGUUUUCGUGUAUGGACUUUGAAGAAGGAUUUUAGACUGGCGCCCGAAGAGGAAUUGCGGGAGCUGGUGAGACCGGAAAGAGCCUGCACUUGGUACAGCGGCCUAGCCGGUGAGGCACGCCUCAUCGAAUACGGCUAUCCACCUGCUCUUAUAAGCGGUUUAUCCGCAGUCAGCGGAACAGGAGUAACGGGUUCUACGUCCAAAAGUGGUCAAGAUGGAGCGGGAGGCGGUAACGGGAGCGAAGAGGAAGAAGAGGAGAUUAAAGCUGCCCCUUGGAACACUACGAAAGCAUUUUUAUCUGCCGUCAGAGGGAAAGGAUUACUGGAUCUACAUGGAGCAGCAGAUCCUACAGGCUGCGGACAGGGCUUCUCCUACGUUAAAAUAUCUAACAAACCACGAGACGAGUUAUCAUUGACCUUUAACGCCAGCGGACAAAACGCAAGCUCUUCUUCGACCACGACCCAGAUUGGUACUUCCGGUCCGCAAAGCGGGCCCUCGGGCUCGAAGAAAUCCGUCACUGGAACUGACGCUGAUUUGAGAAAACUUUCGCUCAAAAAUGCUAAACAAUUGCUUCGCAACUUCGACGUUCCGGAGGAAGAACUCAAAAAAUUGAGCCGUUGGGAGAUAAUAGACGUCGUCAGAACUCUGAGUACUCAGCAAGCUUUACUGGGGGAUGAUACAGUAACGAAAUUUGCCCGAGGAAGUAAAUUUAGUGCCACCGAACACCAAGAAAAAUUUAAGGAAGAAUGUCAAAGGAUUUUCGAUCUUCAAAAUAGAGUCUUAUCUUCGAACGAAAUUUUAUCCUCCGACGAUGGCAGUUCCACUGAGGACUCCGAUUUCGAGGAAAUGGGUAAAAAUAUCGAAAACAUGCUGGCCAAUCAUAAAUCAAAAAAAUUACAAAGUUCGACCUCCAACGGUGACCGAUUCGAUUCAUCUCGAAAGGAUAGCGCUAAAAUUAAGAAGGAAAAGGACGCCAGGAAAGAAGCCAAAAAAAAUAAACAUCUACAUCAUAUAGCGGAUAGAAAGCUUAGAAUCACUCGCACGUUUCGCAACCCAGAAGGUAAAGAAUUCAUCCGAAUCGAAACAGUCAGAAAUCCAGGCGUUAUCGAGGCUUACCUGCGUAUCAGGGAAAGCAAGGAUCCCGAACUGUUGGCCUAUUUUUCUAGACCGGAUGAAAGCAAGAAGCAGGAAAUGUUGAAAGAAAAGCGUCGAAUAGUCGAUCAACUUAAACGACUUAGGGCCAAGGAAGAAAGGCAGAGGCAGAGGAUGAUGCUGGACAACGACAAUAAUGCCAAUGACCAAAACACUAUUCUGGAGGGAUUUACCAAGGGCAAGGAUAAAGGCGGCAAGAAAUAUUACGUCAAAGGUCAACGCUCACUCCUCGGGAAGAAAAGUUACCUCGGGUCCAAGGGCGAUAUGAAGUUUCGCAAAAGUUUUGAAGGCGAUUCGACCGAUUACAACAAAACGCUCGAAAGAAAAGUUAAGGUGGAAAGUGGGCAAGCGGAAACGGACGCGGGUGGCGAUAAGAACCCGAUGGGGGAAGACGGUUCCGGCGAUUCCAGCCAAAGGGUGAAAUGUGGGGCCUGCGGUAGUACCGGUCACAUGAAAACGAAUAGACUGUGCCCACUAUACGAGAAGUCGGGUAAAGCUAGCAUACCCGUAGCCAUGACCUGGGAAGAACAGGAGAGUUUCGAGAAGAAGUUUCCAGCUGGGGACGAAGUCAGGGAUCUGGUCAACGUCGAGGGAACUAAAAUUAUCUUAUCCAAGACCAUUAUUGAACACUACGACAACGUUCGCAAAAAGUCUCUCAUUCUCAAAUUUCCCAAAAAAAGACCUUUCACGCCUCCGCACCUCGACGCGGAUAAAAAAUUGGCCAAAAAAUUGAAACGCGAAAAAAUGAGUCACGAUAAAAGGUCUGGCACAAUCGGCAAAAAAUCAACGCCUACCGAUGGUUCUCAUAUAAAGAAAUAUAAUAAAAGCGUAGCCCAUCACCUCGCCGCCUCCGCCAAAUAUCGUCGGGAAAAGAAACUGAUGACUUCCGGCAAGAGUUCUUCCGGUAAAAAGUAUCACCAUCAUAACAUCGGCCAUACAAGAGGCAGACCUCCUUUGAGUCAUUCUGGCAAAUUCAUACACAGGAAGAACAAGAUGCUUGCCCACGCUCAACAUUCUAGGGUUUCUAUGAGUGGCGCAGGCGAUUUAGCUUCCGGAAGCAAAACUCAUGGUAUCGAAGAUUCCAAUCCGCACCCGCAACUCGAGGACUACCUUAAAAAGCCGCACCAAACCAAUAAGAGACGGCCUACCGACCCCGUCGUUACGCUUUCUUCCCUCCUGGAAAGGGUACUAAACGAAAUGAGGGAAUUGCCUGACACUCAACCUUUCAUCCAUCCCGUCAAUGUUAAGGUGGUACCGGAUUAUUAUCAGUUCGUAGAAAAACCGAUGGACCUUCAAACCAUGCGUGCCAAAUUGCACAAGCGCAAAUACAGGUCGAGGGAAGACUUUUUGGCGGACACCACCCAAAUUGUGGAAAAUAGCAGAAUUUAUAAUGGGCUAAAUCACCCCAUCACUCGCACGGCAGAAAAUAUGCUAGAGUUGUGCGUUACCAGAUUGGCCGAGAAAGAUGAACGAUUCAUGAAACUCGAAAGAUGCAUUAACCCUCUACUAGACGAAGAUGACCAGGUGGCCAUUUCCUUCAUUUUCGAAACCGUCGUCAAACAAAAGCUUCUGAGCGUCGUAGAGUUUUGGCCAUUUCACAACCCCGUUAACCCGAAGGUGCUCAAAGAUUAUCAUAGUAAAGUAAGCAGACCGGUAGAUCUCAAUACCAUAGCUAAACGGGCGAAAAUGCACGCCUACAGGACUAAGGAAGAUUUUUUGGCCGACGUUAAACUCAUCGCUGCUAACAGCGCGAUAUAUAACGGCCCCGAUAGCCCUUACACAGAACUGGCUCACAAAAUUUAUUCUGUCUGCCAGGAGGCGCUGAUUGGUUACGAAAAUAACAUCAACGAGCUCGAAAAGGCGAUGACCCUCUCCGAGAGACAUUCUAUCGACGAAUCCGUAGAUUUCCCUGGAACCUCAAAAAAUGCGAAUCUCAUGGGGGAAAGGAGCUCUGACUUUUAUAAAGAUGGCGACGAGAGUGCCGACGCGUCUAUGAAUCCAGAAUACUUUGAUUCAAAUCAAGAUUCAAGCUCAUUAACAUUCCAAUCCACAGCAUUCCAAACUAAUCCGUUAUCGUUGCUCGAUUCUCUUAACAGCGAUUCCCAGAAUAUGGCUUCACAAGAUAAGGAACCGAUGGACGAGGAAGGGGAUUUUUAUGAAGCCGAAUACGUAUCAGAAAAAAUUGGGGAGGAUGAUAUGACCAUGACAAUGCCUUCUCGGACUGUUACAGAUUUGGAGGACGAUUUGGAAAUAACCCCGGAUAACUCCUCUAUAAGUGAAUUCGAAAAUGAUAGCGAUGAAAACAAUCAAAAUUCGUUCUUUUAAAAAACCAAGGCGAUUUUUAUUACGAUUUUUGCGUUCAAAUCAAAUGUUCUCGCAUAAAUUUCUUAUUUAUUAUUGUAUUUUACGGCCUG
This is a messenger RNA of Gordionus sp. m RMFG-2023, 6061 nucleotides long. Its product is annotated as transcription initiation factor TFIID subunit 1-like. Gene Ontology annotation, biological process: transcription by RNA polymerase II; RNA polymerase II preinitiation complex assembly. The record is from RefSeq and is a predicted model, not a curated record. NCBI's taxonomy places the organism in Eukaryota, Metazoa, Nematomorpha, Gordioida, Chordodea, Parachordodidae. Bases 27 to 5972 code for a protein of 1981 amino acids. Gene Ontology annotation, molecular function: RNA polymerase II general transcription initiation factor binding; RNA polymerase II general transcription initiation factor activity; TBP-class protein binding. Gene Ontology annotation, cellular component: transcription factor TFIID complex. The transcript has 35 exons.